AUGACGGAAAUGGAUGAUGAAUGGGUCGAGGUCCCCGCCAUCCACGGCCUGAUAGCGCGGACCAGAUUUGAAGAAAGGCUGAAAGGGACCAAAAGAGUCACUCUUCGCCACAUGAUUUCAACCACCACGACUUCGUCGACAACAUCGCCAUCUUCACUACUCCUGCAGUCGUUUGCAGCUGCUCCCGCGAUGUUCCAAGCAGGAGAAUGUUUUCUUGAGGACCCCGUCAUCCUGCUCGACACACUGCUGUCGAGCCACGGUUUCAACACCAUCCGCUACUUCUCCAACAACGACUUACAUCUUCAAACUACCCUGUACGGCUUACGCAACCAGAACGCGCGACCUUCGGUGGACGUUGGGAGAGAGCCAUCCCCCGACGUUUCGUUGCCACAAAACAUUCGGUUUUCGUUUCGGGCAAAAGCAGGUAAAGAUGAACUGCAAGCCAUACCUAACCCUCAUGCAAUACUCGAAGCCAACGCCGCUCAAGCAUGUAGACUACAGGACGCAAAUCUCAAUUCGGUGGUUAGACUACACAGUACAUUUGUGAACAGAAGUCACCCCGACCGAAUCCAAGCUGAGGACUCACGAGUUGUCUGGCAAAACUACGGCAUAUCCCUUUAG
Molecule: messenger RNA, 621 nt
Organism: Laccaria bicolor S238N-H82
Lineage: Eukaryota; Fungi; Basidiomycota; Agaricomycetes; Agaricales; Hydnangiaceae
Exons: 6
Coding region: 1-621 (206 amino acids)
Source: RefSeq, a predicted model, not a curated record